Molecule: messenger RNA, 2071 nt
Organism: Loxodonta africana (African savanna elephant)
Lineage: Eukaryota; Metazoa; Chordata; Mammalia; Proboscidea; Elephantidae
Gene: BHLHE41
Product: basic helix-loop-helix family member e41
Exons: 5
Coding region: 290-1741 (483 amino acids)
Biological process (GO): anterior/posterior pattern specification; circadian regulation of gene expression; regulation of neurogenesis
Cellular component (GO): nucleus
Molecular function (GO): RNA polymerase II cis-regulatory region sequence-specific DNA binding; DNA-binding transcription factor activity, RNA polymerase II-specific; protein dimerization activity
Source: RefSeq, a predicted model, not a curated record
GGCGACGCGCGUGCCCUGUGGCCAAACACUGCCCGGAGUGAGAGCAAACUACCAGCGCAGUGGGGCCGGCGCGAAUGUGCGUGUGUAUGUGCGUGUGUGUGUGCGAGAGAGCGAGGGAGCGCAGGGUGGGGGGGACCAACUGCUUCACACUUUCAACACUGCACUGAAGAGGGAGAGAGAGAGAGACUGGAGACGCACAGAUCCCCCAAGAUCUUCCAAGGCUACCGUCCCACAGAUUAUAGAACAGAGCCCCAAAUAUCGAAACAGAGAAAACGGACAGCGGUUGAACAUGGACGAAGGAAUUGCUCAUUUGCAAGAAAGACAGUUACUGGAACAUAGAGAUUUUAUAGGACUGGACUAUUCCUCUUUGUAUAUGUGUAAACCCAAAAGGAGCAUGAAGCGAGACGACAGCAAGGUACGUGAUACCUACAAAUUACCGCACAGAUUAAUAGAGAAAAAAAGAAGAGACCGAAUUAAUGAAUGCAUUGCUCAACUGAAAGAUUUACUGCCUGAACAUCUGAAAUUGACAACUCUGGGGCAUCUGGAGAAAGCGGUAGUCUUGGAAUUAACUUUGAAACACUUAAAAGCUUUAACAGCCUUAACGGAGCAGCAGCACCAGAAGAUAAUUGCUUUACAGAAUGGGGAGCGAUCUCUGAAAUCGCCUAUUCAGUCUGACUUGGAUGCGUUCCACUCGGGAUUUCAAACAUGCGCCAAAGAAGUCUUGCAAUACCUCUCCCGGUUUGAGAGCUGGACGCCCAGGGAGCCGCGGUGUGUCCAGCUGAUCAACCACUUGCACGCCGUGGCCACCCAGUUCUUGCCCACCCCCCAGCUACUGACUCAACAGGUCCCACUAAGCAAAGGCACCGGCGCUCCCUCGACCGCAAUACCCGCCGGGUCCGCGGCCGUCCCUUGCCUGGAGCGCGUGGGGCAGAAGCUGGAGCCCCUCGCCCACUGCGUGCCUGUCAUCCAACGGACUCAGCCCAGCAAUGAGCUCGCCGCCGAAAACGACACGGACACCGACAGCGGCUACGGCGGCGAGGCCGAGGCCCGGCCGGAUCGCGAGAAGGGCAAAGGCGCGGGGGCGAGCCGUGUCACUAUCAAGCAGGAGCCCACCGGGGAGGAUUCGCCGGCGCCCAAGAGGAUGAAGCUGGAUUCCCGCGGCGGCGGCGGAGGCCCGGGGGGCGGCGCGGCGGCUGCAGCAGCCGCGCUCCUGGGGCCCGACCCGGCCGCCGCGGCCGCGCUGCUGAGACCCGACGCCGCCCUGCUCAGCUCGCUGGUGGCGUUCGGCGGAGGCGGGGGCGCGCCCUUCGCGCAGCCCGCGGCCGCCGCGGCCCCCUUCUGCCUGCCCUUCUACUUCCUCUCGCCCUCGGCGGCCGCCGCCUACAUGCAGCCGUUCCUGGACAAGAGCGGCCUGGAGAAGUACCUGUACCCGGCAGCCACCGCCCCGUUCCCGCUGCUGUACCCCGGCAUCCCCGCCCCGGCGGCCGCCGCCGCCGCCGCUGCCGCCGCCGCCGCCGCCGCCGCCUUCCCUUGCCUGUCCUCGGUGUUGUCGCCCCCUCCCGAGAAGACGGGCGCAGCCGCCGCGACCCUCCUGCCGCACGAAGUGGCGCCCCCAGGGGCGCUGCACCCCCAGCACCCGCACGGCCGCACCCACCUGCCCUUCGCCGCACCCCGCGAGCUGGGGAACCCGGAGAGCUCUGCUCAGGGAGAUCCCUCGCAGCCAGGAAAGGAAACCGCCUGAAUCCUUGCGCCGCGUUCUUAGAAAGGACGGGCUCAAGAGGAAUAAUAAUAUUAAUAAUAAUAAAACACCCUUACGUUUUUAAGGGAGGAAGUGUAAUAGAUGCACGACAGGCUUUAAAAAAAAAAACAGGUGUUUUUUGUACAUUCGGAGUUUCUGUUUUGUUCAUCCCUCACCACCCCAUCCUCCACACACCAACAUCCCUUUCUUCCCCCACUGGCUGUAAAAGACCCUCUGCCAUACAUACUCUUUUUACGUUAAAUAACCUUCCAAAACAAGUUUUGCUUCCCUUUCGGCCAUGUUCUAUUAUCUUUAAAAAUGUAGAACCUAAUU